UAGGGGAGAUAGAAGAUACGAAAAUGAUUUCAGAAACAAUACACAGGAGGGAGGAUGGAGGAGAGAUAACAGGAAUGAUAGAAAUAGGUAUUGGGGAAGAGAACAAGAUAGAAGGGGGUUUGUUGAAACUAGUGAACAAAACGACAACUACAAACGGACAGACCGAGGGAACCAGCCGGGAAACGGUGGACAGUCCCGCUAGAUGUCCGUAGUUUUGGGGCUAGACAAUAUUAUGAUAGGACAACAUUUAACCGAAACUGGAAAAGGAGAGGAUACAAUGUAAAGAGUAAAUACCAUGAAAAUACUGAUGUUUUUAGAAUGAAUAAAUUAGAAUUUAAUAAAAGGUUUUGGGAUACUAUGAGUAAAAGUGAUACAGUUAAUAAAAACAGUGUUCAAGCACAGGUAGUUAGGGAAAGUGCAGAAGUUGAAGGUAUUGCAGAGUUCCAUACUUGGGCUGAAAAAGAUACUGGCGUUAAUAACAAGUCAGACACACCACAAAUAGAAUCUAUUUUGGGGGGUUUAUUUGAUAAGAAGGGGGAUGCCGAAGUGUUUAAUGGAGCCAAAGACUCAAUUGCUGAGAUUCAGGUACAUAGGGGAGAAACUGAAGAUGGGGUUGUUGUGGAGGAGGAGGAAGAAGUAAUAGAGGGACAUUUAAAUAAUGAUCCUAAAUCAAGUGAUGUUAUUGAUGAGAGUGUGGAGGAAGAAAUAAAAGUAUUUGUAGAAUUGAGAAGUGAUUAUGUAGUAAAGGUAAGUGAUGUGACAAACAUGGGUAAUAAUGAGGUUAAUUUAAGUGAAAUGCAGACUAGGGAAUGUGUAUCUGAGGACAAGCUAUUGCCUAUUGGGAACUAUGAAACACUAAUCUAUGAGAAUGGUAAUAAUAAUAAUAAUAAUAAUAAAGAAAAUAUAAAGGGAUGGAAUGUAAAUGUGUGUUUUCAAGAAAAAGGGGAAAAGUUUUUAGAAGUUUUGUGGAACAACUAUGGAAACAGUAUAAACAAAGAUGCCUUUUGGAAAGAAUUAGCAAAGGUAAGUGCAACCUUGUAUCCUACAUGGUGGACAAAAAUCCGUAGUGGACUUUAUAAAAAAUGGGGUGACAACACAGUGUUAAGAGGAACAGAUGAAAACAAAGGUUUAUGUUUAAAUGUCAAUGCUUUGCAAACAGAGAGGGAUGUGUCUAAGUGUAGGAAAGAGACAUUAGACUUAGGAACUAAAGAAAUUGAAAAUGAUCUAUUGUUUGAAAGUACUGAAAUAGACAAAGAUGUUGAGCUAGGUUGUCCAUAUGUUAAAGUAAACAUUUACAUUGGUCCAUUUGAAAUAAAAGAAAGCCCACAUCCUAAUGCGUAUAGACUUAUCUUUCCCAGAUCAAGAAGGUUAUUUGGAUUAAGAAACAUCACUGAAUUGAAACCAUAUAAACAUGAUUAAGCACAUUUCCCUGUUUGAAUUUUCCGUAAAGCAUUUUAUCAGCAAAGAUUUUUACUGGGUGUGUCAAAUACCAACUACCACUCAUCCUACAGACCCUGGAAAAGUUCCAGAUCUCUGAGAGAAUGUUUUUAUAUUUGUAUUUUCACUAUUGAAUAUUAAAUUUUGAGACAUCUUCCUUACUUGCAAUGGGCAAUAAGGUGACAAACAUUUAUUACUUUCUUUUUGUAUUGUUGAAUAUGGGGCAUACUUGCACCAAAUAAAAGACAAUGUAAAAAAUUGUUGUGCAAGACCCAUCAUUUUGUUACUAUUGUUUUCUUAGGCAUAAGAUUUGUGUACAAUUUUCUACAGCUAAUCAGAUGUUCACCAAGUUUGAUG
Messenger RNA from Schistocerca americana (American grasshopper), 1794 nucleotides. RefSeq lists its product as uncharacterized. The coding region runs from base 319 to 1419 and encodes 366 amino acids. The transcript is spliced from 2 exons. NCBI's taxonomy places the organism in Eukaryota, Metazoa, Arthropoda, Insecta, Orthoptera, Acrididae. The record is from RefSeq and is a predicted model, not a curated record.